Messenger RNA from Chara braunii, 1716 nucleotides. Lineage: Eukaryota; Viridiplantae; Streptophyta; Charophyceae; Charales; Characeae. The record is from the annotation of a GenBank genome assembly.
CGGUAGAGGCCGAGAGGCCGAGAGGCCGAAAAACAGCAACGGUACCGAUGAUCUGUUGACUAACUUUUGCAGGGCUGUGCCUGAAAAGUUAUGUGUUGCUUUGUACAGCGAUGAUCACAAAGACUGGAGAUCAUUUGGACGUGCAGCACUGGACAUGGAAGCUAAGCUUCAUGUCCAGGCCCCCUCCAGUGACAGGAGGAGAGGCGCCUUCCCUCGCGGUGGUAGAAAGGGAAAGGCAGCCUUUGCAUAUGCGGGGUCUGGGUCAGCCUCUGACACAGGUUCCCAGCCUGCAGAACAAGUCUGAUCUCAUCCUGCUUCGGUCCCUGAUCAACCAUCGCAGGAUCAAAGGGCUAUUAGACUGUGGAGCCACUCGCAACUUCAUGUCUCCCAGUGCAGUCCAAAAGCUGCUUCUGGGCAUCAAAGUGGUGCAGCUGCAGCAACCGCUGCAGGUCCGCAUAGGGGACUCCACUGUUCUGACCAUCAGGGAGAAGGUCAGGGGCAUCCCUGUUACCUUCGACAUUGCGGGAGAAGUCAGACACAGUCUGGACUUCUACAUCUUCCCUGACCUACCCUUUGACCUUGUGUUCUCUAUGCAGUGGCUGAGAGCAGUCAACCCAAGGAUCGACUGGCAGAUCCCCAAGGUUGAACUGCCAAACAGCAAGGGGGUGUAUCAGCCUUGCAUGAUUGCAGCUGAUCAUCAUCCUCAGACUUCCUUCUUCUGCUUGAGAGCGAGAAAGUUUUACGCUCUGUCUCGCCAGUAUGAUCACGAGCGUCUGUUCAUCGCUCUGGUCAAGCAGACAGACGCUCCCUCUUCUCCCUGUCCUCCUGAGAUACAGCAGGUUGUGGACCAGUAUGCUGAUCUGAUGCAGGAGCCCUUUGGGUUACCCAACCGGCCAACCAAGCAUCGUAUUGAGCUACUGCCUGGAGCGGUCCCUCCCAAGGGCCGCAUCUACAGGAUGUCACCUGCUGAGCUUGAGGAGCUCAGGCGACAGCUUGAGACCCUGACCAGCAAGGGCUGGAUCAGGCCCAACACUUUUGAAUUCGGGGCUCCAAUCCUCUUUGUUCCAAAGGGGAGUGGUGAGUUCAGAAUGUGCAUAGACUACAGGGGUCUCAACAAGAUCACUAGGAAGAGCACAGAGCCACUUCCUAGGAUCGAUGACCUUCUGGAUAUGGUCCAGGGUUGCACCAUCUUCAACAAAGUCGACCUCAAGUCUGGCUAUCACCAGAUUGAGAUGGUAGAGGAGGACGCCCACAAGACGGCCUUCAAAACCAGGUAUGGUACUUAUGAGUACCUGGUGAUGCCAUUUGGACUUUGCAAUGCACCUGGUACAUUCCAGACUGAGAUGCACCGCAUAUUCAGGCCGUAUCUGGAUAAGUUUAUGGUUGUCUACCUGGAUGAUAUCCUGGUAUUCAGCAAAACUACCAAGGAACAUGCGGAGCACCUGGCUCUAGUUCUUCAGUCAUUACGUGACAGCCAGUAUAAGAUCAACAGGGACAAGUCCUCUUUUGGAAUUCCCUCUGUUAUCUAUCUGGGUCAUGUGAUCUCUGGAGAUGGGUUGGCCCCUGAAGCAGCCAAAAUUGCUGCUAUUCAGGAUUGGCCACAGCCCCAGACAGUGAGAGAUGUCCGGUCAUUCUUGGGUCAGGCCUCCUACUACUGAAAGUUCGUCAGGAACUUUUCUGCAGUGGCUGCACCCCUGACUAACCUUACAAAGAAAG